Molecule: messenger RNA, 1656 nt
Organism: Echinostoma caproni
Lineage: Eukaryota; Metazoa; Platyhelminthes; Trematoda; Plagiorchiida; Echinostomatidae
Source: the annotation of a GenBank genome assembly
AUGUUUGUCAAAAAUGAGUCUAUGGUGCUCAGUUGGCCAGACUACAUCUUGUAUGUCGGUGUGCUCAUUGUGUAUGCCACAUUUCGCGUGUUUGUUUAUUCACAGCCGUUCAUUCGACGUCGGUUAAAAUGGUUCACCACGGAUACUAGUCGUUGGUCACUGGACGAAAAUGAGAUGAACAUGUUUGCCCGGGUCGAAGAUAAGCAACCAUCCGCUUCAUUGGGAACAACCACUCUCUUACUGUUCAUGAUAGUGUACACCGUGGCCACAGAAACGUAUGGCAAUGGAACGCAAUUAUUCUAUCUGAUCAUUGCUCAUUUACUGGCAUCCGCGUUCAUGGCACACUUGUAUAUGCCAUUAUUCCACGAACUGGAAAUAAAUAAUAUUCACGAGAGUUGCUUUCGACUUGCUUUGUGGGCUAAUGUUACACAAGUUAUACUCGGCAUGAUUGGCCCCAUGUUGGUCCUGAUUUUUGGAGUCAAGCACGUGGGCGGAAGUGGCACUAUGUGGGACAAAAUCAAACAAGGUGGCUUGGUGAACUUUGACAACUUCAAUGGGAGUCCGUUCACAGAAUACAGUUUCUUCACGGUAGUGGUUGGUGGUCUGGGUGUCUUGCUUAGCAUUCUGGCCAUAAACCCCAUUGAAAUCGAACAGUAUUCCAGUACCAUUUAUCAGAAAAAUGCAAAAAUUGGGAUUUAUACACGGUCAUUCAUCACAUGGAUUUUCUACCUCAUUCUGUGCAUCUGUGGAUUUGUCGGUUACAACGCGCUGUUCGGAUGCAACCCACUUCGGGUAGAAUUGACGAGCCAUCUGGAUCAAAUGCUAGCCAUAACCACUGUUAUCCUCGGUACAAAUGCGGUUGCACUGAAAGGAUUUCUUCUCGGCGUUCUAACCACUGUUUCGUUCAGCGCUCUUACUACGCUGGCAAAUUCUGCCGGAACCAUGCUAGCGCGUGAUGUGAUCGCGAGCACGGUCAAACUGAACGUGUCCCGAUACACACCCGGUGGACUGAGUCGGUGGAUAGCCUUUGCACUCUGCUUGCUGUGCAUCCCAAUCGCGUUUGGCUUACUAAUGAUUCCAACCAGUCUUUUCCGAUCCAGUGUGACAUUUGCCGGUGUAUUCGGUGGCCCACUUUUCACCGUUGUCUGUUUGGGUAUGUUUUUACCCUGGAUCAGUAACUUGGGUGCCGUCUGCGGUCUACUGGUGAGUCAGGUGUGCGGACUCGGGCUUUUAGGACUCAAACUCUACGCAUACACAGCUCCCGGACGCGAAACAGUCUACUACGAAAGCAUAGAUACCUGUGAAGCCAUUUUCCCAAUCCACAUUAACCCAGAGAACAUUACCCUUAUACCGCAGGAUGAUCAGAUGGCAUUCCUCGACUUCUCAUUCAUGUACAUUCCGGCAGUUUGCUUCUUCAUCGGCCUCAUAUUCGCAUUGUUGAUGAGCAUUCCCUCGCAGUUCAAUGCAAACAAGAUCAUCGAUGAACAGUAUUUCGCCUGGCCAUCACGAAGACUAUUCAAACUGGGCGGUUCAAGCAAUUCAAACUUGGUCUCUGAUUCGCAUGAUGAAAAGUUCAAAGAAAAGGAUUCCAACGAUCCAGCUUGGAGUGCAUCCACACUGCAUCGAGCACCGUCGACUUUGUCGCGUUGGGACUGA